Pimephales promelas (fathead minnow) is the source of this 2424-nucleotide messenger RNA. Its product is annotated as spindlin-W. The record is from RefSeq and is a predicted model, not a curated record. Lineage: Eukaryota; Metazoa; Chordata; Actinopteri; Cypriniformes; Leuciscidae. Gene Ontology annotation, biological process: gamete generation.
AGUUUAAACCGGCCGUGCCAGGUUGUUGCCUCACGUCUGGACGAGCAUUAUACAUGAGGAUCUGCAGAGGGAAGUCCAUCAUAGACAUGAAAAUAGAGGCCAGACGUGCUUGAGGUUUUGGAAACAUGUCCAAGAAAAGGGGCAGGAAGCGCAGCAGUGGCGAGCUGAGCGACAGUCUCACUCCAGAUCCCAACAACCUGCUGGGCCGACGCAUCCAACACAGCUGGAGGGAGAAGGGCGCGCUGACCAAGUGGAAGGGCACGGUGCUGGACCGCCUCAGCGUCAACUCCUCCCUGUUCAUGGUCAAGUACGACGGCUUCGAUUGCGUCUAUGGCAUCGAGCUCUUUAAAGAUGAGAGGGUCUCCAACCUGCAAGUUCUCACUGAGAAAGUGGUGAACAACAAGAUCAAGGUUCCUCAUGACGCAGAGGAGCUGGUGGGAAAAGCCGUGGAGCAUCUGUUUGAGAAGGAGGACGGUGAGAAGAACGAGUGGAGGGGGAUGGUCCUGUCCCGAGCGCCCAUCAUGACCAACUGGUACUACAUCACAUACGAGAAAGACCCUGUGCUCUACAUGUACCAGCUCUGGGACGACUACAAAGACGGAGACCUCCGGAUUUUACCUGAAGCGGAGAAUAAACACCUGCUGCCCGCAGACAGGAAGCCCGGCGAGGAAACAGAGAGCCUUGUGGGUAAACAGGUGGAGUAUGUGACGGAUAAAGGAGUAAAGAGAACGGGCCUCGUCAUCUAUCAAGUCCCCGCCAAGCCGUCCGUCUACUACAUCAAAUACGAUGACGAUUUCCACAUCCACGUGUACGACCUGGUCAAGACCACCUAAAAGAAACAGACAAAACAAACCCACGGCUUCACCUCUUCGUAGCUUAAGUGUCAUCGCCUCUCAGUGUACAGGAGGGACUGUAUGAAGCGUACGUGUACAGGGUUUGUGCUUUUGAGUUGAUGCCAUUGUCCACAAUUGUCAUAUCAAAACAGUGUAUUUAUACGUGCGAGUUGGACAUCAUUUGGUGUUUAUAAUCCCAUGGAAUAUCUUCGAUUCAGCCGUAGGCCCUGGAAAAGGUCAGUCUCGUUUUUCGAGAUUUGUGUAUGAAUGUUCGGUCUCGCGAGACUGCGAAGGAGUUUCUUGCUUUCGAAUUGUAAAUAGUUCUGGUAAAAAAAAAAAAAAGACUAACCUCAGAGAGACAUUUGAUUACAAAUGAAACUGUCUAACUGAUUUAUUUAUAGAACUAAUAUGCUUCAUAACAAACGUUUGCUCCCAGAAAUGCAGUUGAAACCUUUGAGUUGGCAUUUUCUAAUGCAUUGUGUCGCUCUUUUAGUUGCGAUUUCCCCCCAAAUCAGAUCAGAUACGCAACGAGACGGAUGCCUUUCUGCGCUUUUCGAUUUUAAAAGUGAAAGUCCAGUCAGUAAAAGCAUUAAACUAGGACUAUAUCUGGUUUUGAACAGAUGUAGCAUAGAGAAAGCAUGUUUUUGAAAUGGUUUUCUAUAGUGAUUUAACAUCAGAUGAACAUUAAGUGACUGACUGUAAAAUGCUCAACGAAUAGGGUUGCCCGUUUUGUCCUGUGUGAAAUCAUCCGUUUCGUUACACAUUUGUUUUUGUUGACUGUAGAGCACUUGUUUCUUACACCAAGCCACGUACUACAGCUGUGAUUUUGAAUGUCAAGCAUAGCAAAAAUUAAACCAGUCUCCUUUUUUGUUUGAUUGUAUGAAGAUGACAAAUUCGAUUAGACGUGACGGUGCACAGUAGUAAUUGAUUAACAAUCAGUUAUUGCAAAAACAAGAUUUUGUUACGUAGCCGACGUCUAAAAAGCCUUGGUUUAGUAAAACACGGAUCAAAUCCAAUCCAGCAGGCUGGAUAGAGCUGUUAGACCUCUACAGACAUCUUUGCCUCCACUGUGAAUUAAAGGCAGGUUAUUGCGUUAUUGUCCCAGCUAAUUUGAGCAAAGCUUCAUGAAAAAGACAGUUUUGUUCUUUUACUUGACUUGGGAGAUGUUCCCCCAUGUGUGCACGGCGAGCUUUUAUCAUCACAGCACUUUUAAAGUGAUAAAACAGCAACUUUAAUUGUCUUUUGUGGCGGUUUUUUGCUAUUCUUGCUUUUGGCAUCGCGUCACGUUUUAUUGUAAAUGCAGCACUUGAGCAAGUUCGUGUAGAUGAUUUGGCCUUUUUGCUUGUAGUUUUUGCACUUUAUUCUUACACUGUCUCGCAGGAACUCAAAGAUUACUAAAUGAGUAAAUUAUACAUGGAGUGUCUUAGUGAUUGGCAUCACCAAAAUGAAAUCAAAACUAAAUUUCUUGAAGCUGAAAUUGCGUUUGUUGGUUUUUAAUAUGGCAAAUUCUAUCAUUUUUAUGAUUAAAUCUAACACUAUUAUUUUUUUUUUUCUGGAAAUUAAUUUAAUCACAUUUUUCCAAUUUAACCAC